Molecule: messenger RNA, 5386 nt
Organism: Chara braunii
Lineage: Eukaryota; Viridiplantae; Streptophyta; Charophyceae; Charales; Characeae
Source: the annotation of a GenBank genome assembly
CGUCACCCAGAAUUGGCGAUACUGUAAGAAAAUCGGUCAACUUUACUCGUACCAACCCCGCAAUCCUAGCAGUGUUUGUUUACGUGUGUGUACGUGACCAUGCAGAAAAUUAGGAAAAAACUGUGGCUAAAACCUCAGAAUAGCGUUUGGCGUGAGGAUCGUAAGGAUUUCUGCAACUGGGAUGGUGUGAAGUGUACUAAACGGCUGGUGGACAAAAUAUCCUUGCCUAAUCGCAACCUGACUGGGACAAUUCCAACCGAAUUUCAAGACUUACGCUCCCUGGGAAGCCUGGACUUAUCGAACAACAGUUUCAGUGGUCCAGUCCCGAAGGUACUUGUGGAGCGCAACUAUAAUCGCACUCUCGAUCUCAAUCUUGCAAAUAACCCAGAGCUCUGUGAUCCAACGGGAAGGGGUUUGAUGGGGUUGAUGCGAACGUGUCCCAAGAAGCGCCAAUGGCAGCCUUGGUACACUAUUGUGAUUUCGGUUUUGUCUGUGAUCUUGGUUAUCCUUCUGGUUGGAAUUUUCGUAUUCGUCAUCCGGUGGAAAAGAGAAGAGAAGUACCAGAUCAUGCCGAUGGCGCACGCACACAGAGGUGGGCAUUCAGGGGGAGGUCGACAUUCACAUUCACAACCGCGGAGCUCCUCUUCAGAUGGUGCGGCAAGCGGACGGAAGGUUAUCUGUUUCUCGUUGAAGGAACUAAGGACAGCCACAAGAGAUUUCAAUCCGGCGAACAUGCUUGGCUCCGGCAUGCAUGGUGCGACGUUCAAAGGGAAGCUGCAAAACAGAUCAGUAGUGGCUGUGAAAAGGUUCGGGAUGCAAAGCACAGCGGUCACUGGAUCGCCUCGGGAUUUCAAAAAGGACAUGGAGGUAUACUUCAAACUUCGCCACAAUCAUCUUCUGGAGCUCAUCGGUUACUGCGCUACAUCGAAGGAGAGGCUCCUUGUUUACGAGUACAGUCAACAUCGUUCAAUUUUUGACCACUUACAAGGGAAGAGGAGGCCGAUAUUGUCUUGGCGUGCCAGGUUAGAGAUCCUGAUCGGUGUCGGGAGAGCUUUGUCCUACAUGCACAGGUGUACUCCUCCAGUUGCUCAUAAGAACGUGAAGAGUACGAAUAUCCUGCUGUUUCAACCAACACCAGGAGGUCCUUGGCAGGGAAAGAUUGGCGACUUUGGGAGAAAGGAUGAUGGGACAAUGGGAUUGACGCCGAGAGGGGAGAUCAACGUUAUGAUUCCUCAUGCUGCAUUCGGCUAUGUGGACCCAGAGUUCCCGUUCGCCAGUGAGAGGACACCAAAGAGCGAUGUCUUUUGCUUCGGCAUUGUUCUGAUGGAGACGAUUACAGGCCAGAAGCCGUUCGAUCAGCAACAGCAUCCUCCAGAUCUGAUGAGUAGGUUUCGUGGCCAUGUCGAGGCAUCAGGUGCCGCUGGCAUGGAGGAGCUGCUGGACACUGCGCUCCAGGAGCAGUCGUUUUCGCGGAGAGGACUUCGGCUGCUGGGACACCUUGCCCUGAGGUGUACGGCGAUGCAAGGAAGUAAUCAGCCGGAAAUGCGGGAGGUUGUUCGCACUAUGCAGAAGAUUCUGAAGCUCGAAGAGCCGCCCAUGUCGUAUAAUGUUAACGCCCAUAACGGGAACAGCAAUUCGCGUGACAUCACGCCGGAGCGCAGCCCAAGUCCUAGUCCUAUGCUUAGCCCUCACCAAACUCCACGGCAAGGUAGCCCUCGCGGAGGUAGUCCGAACCGACACAGGAACAGGCAUAGAGUCUCUCCCAGACCUCCAACGCCAGUGCGGCCGCCUAGUCUACCGGACGGGAUCCCUAUGACAAGCCCAGAUGACUGGAACCGAAGGGCACCAGUCCCCGCUGGCGGUGUGGACAAUAUGAUUCCUGGCUCCGGUGCCCACGAAAGGUACCCUGAUCCCUUUGCAAGGGGAGCGGCUGGGCUCUUGCCACCUGAAUCGCUGAAUGGAGGCAGUAAUGCUAGCGGCGGCGUUGGGCUUCCGCUUAUGUUUGGCGGUGUAGGGGAUUCUCCCAAUAUGAACGGAGACAACGGACCGGAAAACUUCGGGGCGAUGAUGGAUCUGGGGCUAGGCUAUAAUGAUGUCACAAUCGAGAUGGCCAUGCCGGCAGUCACUCCGCGGUGAUCUUCCCCCGCCCCUUUGCCUUCAGUUGCAUCAGCCCAACAACUCGGCCAACUUUGGGGCGACGAUGGUGUAUGCCACUGUAUGGCACCUAUCAGUCACUGAGUAAGCAUGUCAGCAAUUCCAGGGAAAUCUUUCGAGUGGGGUAUCUGUGCGCUUUGUCAAAGGGGGAAUUGUUCAGAUGCAUGCGCCAUAAACGUUCUCCUUUUCCCCCCUCGAGCGAACAGUUGUUAGGGAGUAGCGCCGAGUUCUUGAGAAGGGUGGCGCUGCAAUCUCUGUGGUAGGUGAUGAGGACUAACUAUGGCAUGGUUCCAUUGCCCUUGACCAUGGUCCGAUGAGAGAAGUUAAAGGGUAUGGGUGCGCAUAUCAAAAGCCGUACCGCAGACAGCUCCUUCUGCAUUUCGUUAAGUAGAGGAGGAGGAACGGAAACCUGCUCUGGCUUUGCGACUCCUUGUGACCUUGUCCGAUGGCGGCAGAGAAACGAUUCAUUUACUAUGUUCGCUAACUCUUUUAUUUUCCUUUUUUUUUUCAAACUUUGCUUGAUCAGAUUGGAUUAUAUGGAGUCGUCGGUGUCUGACCCGUUUCCCGUUUUCUUACCUCAGCCUUAGGCCAUACUCACACUGCGACUUUUUUACGUAAUUUUUUGGAUGGAAUUGCAGCCAGAUACAUCUGGGUAUGGCCGCGAAUGCGGUCAGAUGCAUUUGAGAUACUGCUAGUGUGAGUACGGCCUUCGCGGUGAUUUUUCAGUCUAUUUACUAUGCUAGUGUGAGUACGGCCUUCGCGGUGAUUUUUCAGUCUAUUUACUAUGUAUAUGAUGAUAUGUUCAUUGCAUCGGUCCUGCUUUGAGCAGAUUGGGACUACAUACGCUGUAUACUGUAACACAUCUGGCACAGAGCCUAGCGGCUGCUCUCUGCUCGCUGCAUCUGAUCUGAAACAAGUGGAGAAGGUUGAGAUGCAAGAAACAAAGACAUAAACAAGUACGUAGGUGCUGACCCCCAUACCGACGACCGCCGCCAGGGCCCAGGGCAGGGGUUAACAUGUGCAUCGCCUUGAUUGUGAGCAGUAGCUAUAUGCUUGCAGGGGUCCCCAGUACAGCCAAAAAGCCUGAGUCCUCAGAGCAGCGUACGGGCAGUCGCGAUUCAUCGCACGGCCUCCAUUUCUGCAUUGGCAUAUGAUGGUGGGUAGGUCAUGCUACCGUCCUCACCCGUAUAGAACACCCGGUCCUUAUCCCUGUAUAUGGACAAACAGAUGGUAAAGAUACGGCUAUAUAAUAUAUAUUGACAGUGCGUUCUGUAUGGGUGAAAAGACGGUAGCUUGUCAUCGACCAUUGAUAGGACGUUGCGUAGUGUAUGUAGUGCCCAAGUAAUGUGGGUGUCGAUUCGUUACACAGCGUCUGCCUCCACACUUGUUCGUAUCUGGUGGCCAUCAUCAAUAGCACUUUGGGGGGUGUCUGUGAAGAAGCCCAAGUACCCAGCUAGGAUUGGAGGCGAUCAAUUUAUCGCACUGCUUCUGUCUUGCACUGUGUUGUCUUGUGGCUGAGGUGACGCCAGCUUGUCCUCGAUCGAGGCUCGUUAUGCCAGAACUGCCGUCCAAUGCGUUAGUCAGCCAAGCCGGAGGCGAAACACGAGCAAGAUACUCUCUCUCUUCUGGUGUCAUCUGGGGUCUCCUGGAGUAACUCGCCUGCUUUUCUCAACGGAGCGCGACAUCAACGUUAUUCAGCUGGUGCCACCUGCUGAGACCUCUUGGAGUGACCUGCGUCCUUUGGUGCACUCCGUGGCGCGCAAGAUCUACGUCUCGCUCGCUUAAGGUUUGCGAACUUUGAGGUGAAAAAAAAAGAAGAAAAAAGGUAUACAUGUGUAUAUGUGCUUCGCGUAGUAGAUAAUGAAUGGGGUCUGUCUCCACUGCUCAACAUUCGACAAGUAUCUGGACCGGAUGCAGACCCGAUACAUUUGGAAUGACCCCAAAUAUUGAAUGUAUGGGACCUCUAACAGGUUCAGAUACGUGUAGUAUGCUUUGCAGUAGUGGAGCGCGGCCCAUAGUCUGGGUAUUUGUUCUACUGAGUAUUCAGUACCUAUGUUUCCUUACUGGCCUCUCUCUUUUUUUUUUUUUCAAAACAACCCUCUCCAGUGCUAGAGGUGCCUUACUGGCCUCUCUCACAGCUGGGUGAGUGUGGCUUGCCAUCUGUGUGUUUCUCCUUCGAGGGGCGGGGGGGGAGGGGGGGUGACAUGUGUCCUUCACUUCUUCGAGUUUUGAAAUCUCCUCACAUUCUUGAAUACACACAUGGGCACACGAAAGAACUUGUAUAACAUCGGCUGGUCUAAGCGCAGCCGCUUUCUGUAAUCGUCACGCCAAGUGUGUGCCCUGUGGUGCUGGGAGAGGACGACAGAUUGCAGUGCCCGGAGUGGAAAAGAUCGCAUGCUGUGAUCGUUGUAAAGGACCGAUCGCACGGCGGUAUGUUCGAUGUGUGAAUUCGGCGAAUUGACGGCAAUGCCACAACAGGUCGACAACUGGAGCAUUCAUUCGGCCGAGGUGAAAAUUUGAGCGCCAUGCAUAUAAUGCAGCUCUUGUGUCAGAUGAGGGCAACUGCAGCAUUUUUUUGGCCGAGAUGACGGAAAGUUGUGUGUACUAUACCUCAUACGUACCUCCACGUCGCUCGUCAUACAUGUCACUCUCGUCGGCACAGCGCCAACUGCAGCAUUUGAUCGGAUGAGUCGAAAAGCCGAGCACCACGGAUAAAGAGACGGUGUGCAGCUGUGGUGCCGGCCCUGCCGGGUGAUGGCAGCAGCCACACAGUCUCUUAUCUGAUGAAACCACAGAAAGCGGCUGUGGUGCCUCCGUGUCCCUCGUCGAACCUGUCACUCUCAUCAGUGGAAGGCAGGGGAUUUCAGGGGGGACACACAGAGAGAGAGAGAGAGAGAGAGAGAGAGAGAGAGAGAGAGAGAGAGAGAUGGCAGCGCCAUUCGAUACGAUGAGGCGAGAAGUUGAGGGCACAAUUCUUGCAGCCCUUGAGGGGGUAGUAGGGGUACCCAUUUGGGUGUUUUUUGGGAGGGGGUUAGUCUCAGGACAAGGUGUUGAUUUUGAAGAUGUGUGUUUCAACUUUAAAGUUUAACCCCCAUCAGUACGAACCCCCUCCUCCAUAGUACAUACUUUUCGGCUGUAUACAAGCGGACAGCGGUUUCAAUAUGUUGGCCUGGGAGGGAUUGGUUAAGAUUCGUUAGGCAGCAAAAAGUAUUAGGUUUGGCAAUUUCUUGUA